Molecule: messenger RNA, 804 nt
Organism: Seminavis robusta
Lineage: Eukaryota; Bacillariophyta; Bacillariophyceae; Naviculales; Naviculaceae
Source: the annotation of a GenBank genome assembly
AUGCCACCAGCAGAGAGAAACUCCUUAGAGCAGGCUGUCAUUCACAAUGGAAGUGGAACCAAUGCCCUCUAUGAGACCUUGGGGAAAACAAGAGUUCAAGAUGCCAAGGCAACAGAUGAAAGUGACAGACUAGCCAUUUUGAGAAAGGUGGAGUCUGAUGUGGGAUACCAGAGACUGAACAGUCAAGUCAACAACUUGCUAAGACAAUGGAUGGUGGAUGUCCUCACUCAUCGAGUGGAAACAAGAGAAAACACCAAUGACAUUGAUUAUGUCAGGCUCUGCAAUACAGUGGGGCUGAUUUUUCGUCAUGGUCAGCAUGAAGAAGCAAGAAAUUCAGCCAUGAACCUUCAUCAGAGUGCUCUGAUUGUUUGUGAAACCACUCUAGUAUAUUGGACAUUUCUGUAUGCAAAGGGAGACUUUGAUGGAGCUUUGGCCAAGUACCAGGAAGCUCUUGACAUUCAAGAGUUGGCAGUGGACAAGAAUCAUGCUGAUACAGCCAUUAUCUACAACAAUAUUGGGUCGGUGUUGAGAGCCAGGGGUGGCAUUGAAGGUGCUCUAUCUAACUACCAGGCAUCCCUUGAAGUGGGGGAGGCAGUGUUGGGAAAGAAUCAUCCUCAUACUGCAUUUGCCUACAACAACAUCAGUUCUGUUCUCUGCGACAAGGGUGACUUGGAUGGAGCCUUGUCCCAAUAUCAAAAAUGUCUGAACAUCUUGGAGCCACAGCUAGGAUCGGGUCAUCACAAGACACAGCUUGUUCUGAGCUCCAUUGCCGUCUGUAAGGCAAGAGGUGCUCAAGUGAAUUGA